Molecule: messenger RNA, 727 nt
Organism: Drosophila innubila
Lineage: Eukaryota; Metazoa; Arthropoda; Insecta; Diptera; Drosophilidae
Product: putative gustatory receptor 28a
Exons: 3
Coding region: 44-691 (215 amino acids)
Biological process (GO): sensory perception of taste
Cellular component (GO): membrane
Source: RefSeq, a predicted model, not a curated record
AAUCGUUCAUUUGCUUGUGAGCAUUAUUCUACCACAUCUGAACAUGCACAUAAUGCUAUUGAUAUACAUCUGCAUAACACGCUUGGUGAAGAGGCGAUUCAGCAUGAUCAACGAGAUUCUCCAGGACAUUCUAGAUGCCUAUAAAGCGCAUAACACCGUCUUGGAGAUAUCGUCAAUGCAUACGGUGGUUAAUGUUACCUCGAUCGUACGCCAGGUUCCUGAGAAUGCCAUUAAACAUGUAUCCACCAUACAAAAUCUCUUAUGCGAUGUUUGCCAAACUAUCGACGAGUAUCUCAGCUAUAAUUUGUUGAUUGUUAUAACUGUAUUGGGUUGCAAUACCGUGUUUGAAUACUAUUCUUUAAAAUCGGCUAAGACAUUUGAUAUUACUGAGUUUAAUUUUUUUAUAAUUGAAGUUGCGUUCUCAAUUCUGCUCAUAUUUCUUGUUGUGGAGGUUGGAAGUAGUACUAUUAGUAAAAUCAGUACUACCACCGAUAUUGUCCCAAAGAUUCUUAAUAUAACCGAUGAUCUGGAAGUAAGGGAUCGCCUGUUCCGUCUAUCCACACAGUUGACUCUUCGGAAAGUCAGAUUCACUAUCUCAGAACUGUUUAAAUUGGAUCGUAGUCUUUUAGUAGCGAUAAUUGGCAGUGUCGCCUAUUUUAUUUAUAAAAUCGAUUCUCAGGUUUUAAAUUAGUUUAAUAUAUUUAAAUUUUGUAUAAUUUAUUUUUCU